Messenger RNA from Medicago truncatula (barrel medic), 1407 nucleotides. RefSeq names its product protein E6. Bases 70 to 1146 code for a protein of 358 amino acids. The transcript has a single exon. The record is from RefSeq and is a predicted model, not a curated record. NCBI's taxonomy places the organism in Eukaryota, Viridiplantae, Streptophyta, Magnoliopsida, Fabales, Fabaceae.
AACACUCUUUACUCAUCAGUAUAGACAGUCUAAGUCACUUUCCUUCUCUUUCACCAUCAUCCAUCAUCUAUGGCUCCCAUCUCAAAAUUCCUUUCUUUCCUAUUCUUAACAGCCCUUUCAUUUUCUCUCCAAAUUCAUGCCAGAGACAGUCAAUUUUUCAGCAAAGUCACCCAUGUCAACAACAACAACAAUGUUAGAGAAGUUCCUAACAAUGAAACACCAUUAAACAAACCAGAAAACCAACCAGUUUUCGUCCCGGAAACUGAAAACAGUUAUGGUUUAUAUGGUCAUGAUACUGGUCUACACCCUCCGACUACCACUAACACAAACAAUGUUGAUCCCAACACUUACCAAUCAUAUGAAAAAACUUCGUCACACGAUGAAAUCAACAACAACAAAGUUAAUAAUUACUUCAACUACCAGCAAGAUUCCGACAACAAGUACCCGAAUGAAGUUAGUGACACAAAACUAACACCAACAUCUUACAGCAGCAGCAGCAACAAUAACUACGACAACAACAAGUAUUCUUCUAGUUCUGAUGACUUUAGCAACAAAAAGUUCCCAGAAGAAGGAUAUAACUCGAACGAAAAUCAGAACAACAACAACAACGAUAACAAGUAUUUCUACAACAACAACAACAAGGAUUCUUCUAGCAACACAAAGUUUACAGAAGAAGGAUACAACUCCAUGGAAAACCGGAACAACAACAACAACAAGUAUUUCUACAACAACAACAACAAAGAUUCUUCUAGCAACACAAAGUUCCCAGAAGAAGGUUACAACUCAAUGCAAAAUCAGAACAACAACAACUACGAGAAGUAUAACUACAACAACAAAGUUGCUGUUAAUGACAAAUACAGCUUCAAAAGUAACAACAAUUACAACAAUGGUGAGAGGCAAGGAAUGAGUGACACGAGAGUUAUGGAAGGUGGAAAAUAUUUUUAUGAUGUUAACUCUGAGGAGAAAUAUAACCCAACAUUCAAUGGAGAUUCAUCUAAAGGAGUUGUGAACUCUGAGAAUUGGUACAACAAAAAGGGUUACUUUGGUAACAACAAUGUGAACAAUUAUGAGAAUAACAAGAACUCUAUGAAUGGUUACCAGAAUCAAGAGCAGUUUGAAGAUGACCAAGAAGAAUUUGAGCCUUGAGAUUGAAUCAAAUCAUUGUAACAAAGUGAAGAGUUCAUUGUCCUUUUGAAUUUUGGUUGUGUUUGUUCAAUGUUUUAAUGUGCUUUAGAUUAAAAAUCACAAAAAAAAAAAAAAAGUAGGAUAAGUUAUGAAGUUUAAUUUACUUGGUUGGUGAUAAUUCUAUUAAGUCUUGUCAUGUUACUUAUGAAAUUGCACAGUGUAUGUUAUGAUUUGGAAAUAUUGCAUGAAGUAUGAAAUUGAAAGCAUGUAUAAUUGUUAUCA